GAAAGCUCUCGGUGGAGGGGUGUUCGGUGGAGUUGAAUCAACGCGGGGGUGUAUGGGGGAAUUAGCGGAUGGCCGUGGACAAUGUGGGGGAUACUUUCUCAUAUCAAGUAUGGCCGCCAUCGUGGCACGAUGGCCAAAACAAUAUGCGGAGUAGUGAAAGUAAAGUGCCGCGUUAUCAUCGGAGUUCUUCUUCAUACUUGUCGCGUCUACGUGAUAAACGAGAGAUCUUGAUCUCUCGAAUGAUCGACAAAUGGAUAAGAGUAAAGACGAGCUGCUGUCAAUCCUAAGUAACGACGAUUGCCUUGGGCCGAUUCACGUGGAGGACUCGACCGAGCUGAUCGCGAUCACGGACUUCUGUUGCUGUUGCUGCUGCUCCUGCUGCUGCUGCGAUGAUAUUUGUCUUGUUUACGAGAAGACUUAUGCGCGUGUGCGAAGCACCGACCGAAGUUCGCCGCUCGAUCAAUAGGCCUCUACUGAAAUCACACAUAAACGCAGCACUCACUCCCACGCACACCGGCCCUUUAAGGACCCUUCGAGUCUAUCCACACACCUCCGAUAUCUAAACGUUCCUACAAAUUCUUUUGGCUAAGUGUCACACAUGGAACACCUAGAGCCAACUUACCGUACGAUCACUCGCGUGAUUCUAAGUGCCGAUGUGCUGUGUUCAAGGUGAUCCCUUGUGUUCUACGAGAGACGAACUCGAUCGAUCGGUUAUGAAACGGAGACGUUACAAGUGUCGCGGAAAUAAGCCAACACUUUUUAGGUAAGGAAUUAUGAUCGAAAACUCAAAAAAAAAAAAAAAAAAAAAGAAAGAAAAGAGAAAAAAAAAGGCGAAAAAUAAAGAAGAAGAAACAAAGCAAAAGGAAAGAAAAAAGGGGGAAAAAAAAAGGAACAAAAAAGUCCCAAUGUUAACAACGCAUAGAAAAUGAUAGUUGUCUUCUGUCUAGUCGUGGUUUUUACUUUUCUUCUGUUUUGUUCUUUCUCUCCCUUUUUUUGUUUGUUCUUUUUUCUUCUUCUUUUUUUUCCUUCUUUUUUUAUUCUCUUUUUUCUGUCAACACGUCGGAAAAGUUACACCGAAGUUCAUAAUUGCGAAGGAAUUUAAAGAAGAUCCAAUGUCAAUCUUCUCUAAUCGUAUAAACAAUUGCAGUGUAAUUGUGCGCGCGCGCGUGUACGUAAGUGUGUGUGUGUGUGUCGUGCGCGUUCUUCUUCUGUUUAUCUUAUUCAGUUUCGUGCGCGUUCAAUGACAAUUUCGUGGAUAAAAAGAGCAAAAAAAAAAAAAGAAAAAAAAAAAAAAAGAAAAGAAAAAUGAAAGAGAGAGAAACAAAAAAGAAGCAGAAAAAGAAGAAAGAAAAAUAUAAAAAAGAAAGAAAGGAAAAAAGACGAGAAAGAAAGGAAAGAAGUCCACGAUAGAAGUUUGAUUUUAGUUCGAUCAGUGGUAUCUAUCAAUUAUUCCGAAAGUUUUCGAUAAAACCCCCUCCCCCCACCCGUAUAAUUCUAUGUCUUUCUAUCUUUCUCUUAUUACUCAAGGACAAUAGGAGAGAAGAUAGGAGAGCACGGUUCUCUCUUUUGAGGGAGAAGAUCUGACGUGGAACGAGAGAGGGAACUCUUUGGUAAGAGUCAACAUGUCGUCGACGAUGGCACAGGAGACGACGAUAUCGGAUCUCACGGAACUAGACAGCGACGGAGGCUCGAGUUCGGAGGAACGAGAUUUGAGAAAACGUCUUCGCGGAGACGCUGAUUUUGCUGGACCGAAGAAGAGACGAAAGCAAACGACACCGGUAAGAUUUUCAUCGUCCUUGAUGAACGAACUACAGGAGGAGUCGAACGAAGACGAGGAGGAUGAUGAUGAUGAGGAGGAGGAGGAAGAGGAGGAGGAGGAAGGAGAAUUGGACGUUGACAGCGAAGGUAAGCUGUCUUCGAGAUCACCGAGUCGUCAUCAUCACCACCUUUAUCAUCAUCAUCACCAUCUUCAUCAUCAUCAUCAUCCUUCGAUAAAAGAUGAAAAUCUAAACAACGAAUUUCGUUGUCAGUAUUGCGGUCAAUUUCUCGAUAGCAAGGAAACGUUGAACGUACAUUUGGAUAACGAGCACGGUGCGGCGACUAAUCAAACGACUAAUCAUCUAUUGCAAAACAGAUCAUCCUCGGCCGUAAUAAAAUUGGAAGGAUCGAACGAUCAUCAAUCGGAGAGUCCUGUUAAUCUAUUGACCGUAAAAAAUUUCGCAUCUUCCUGGUUGAAUCAGCAACAACAAAACGUCCAAUCGCAAACGCAUAUACAAUCGCAAAACGACGAGCCAUGGCCAGGGCCAUCGAGUCAAUUGGCAAUGAGCAAUCAUUUGCAAGCGUUAACCGGAUUCCCAGGUGCUCUGGGCUCGUAUCUUCCUCUACCGACGUUUCCAUUGCAUGCCGAUCCAACGCAUAUCCCAAGAACGUCCAUACCUUCCGCACCCGUUAGGAUAUUUAAUCCUGAGGCUUAUUGCGAUUUAUGCAACAAAGAAUUUUGUAACAAGUAUUUCUUAAAAACGCACAAGGCCAACAAGCACGGUAUUUACGUUGAUUCGCCGGGACCUAAUACGACCAACGAUAAUAAUAGUGCCAACGUCCUUCCAUCGCAAAUAUUCCCGAGCGGUGGUUUUACAAGUACGUCGAUUAAAUUGGAACCGCCGGCUACGCCGCCGAUGCCAAGCGUUCCGUGCGACGUAUGUCAAAAACGUUUCAAGAACGACGAAUCGAUGAGAAAGCACAAGCAAAAGAUCCACAACGAGUCGAUCGAGCAAACGGCCGAUCAAUCUUUGCCUGCUUCGCAAAGCGAAGACGACAGGGAGACACCACGCAGUAGUCCUGGCGGGAUAGAGACCCUGUUCAAGCAAGAAUUUGGCAUCGAGCAAGAGGAUACGACGUUUAUGCCAGCACCUAGACACCUCUCACCCCAGUCGAUCCAACAAGCUCGAGACUCGGGAUUCAAUGCCGAUCGUCUUCGUCGUUUAGGCGUUAUCAAUCCCGAAGCAUUCUGCGAGAUUUGUUGCAAGGAAUAUUGCAACAAAUAUUUCCUUCGUACGCACAAAAUGAAGAGACACGGUAUAAUCGUACAUGACAACGAAAAAUCACCUAGCAAUCCCGCGGCGGCGCUCACCUGGCAUCAAGUACAAACUAGUCCCCUUAAUUUGAUAGUGGCCGAGUCUGGCAAUGGAUCGGAAUCGAACGAUCGUACAAACGACGAUUACGAGUGUAAACCUUGCGGCAUACGUUUUCAGACCGUCGGUCUUUAUCAGGCACACUCUAGGAAAAUCCAUGAAAACGAGGAACAACAAUCGCCGAAACAAGAAUUCGAUCAGGACACGUCCGACCAACGUACCGAUUCCAUUUCCGAAGAUCUUCAAAAACUUCAGACGAUGAUCCUGCAAUUGAACGGUUUGGAAUCUAACAUGGGAAAGGGAUUACAAUCCUGUAACAUAUGCGGGAGAGAGUGCGAAUCUAGAACAUCUUUGCGAAUUCACAUGGCGACCGAGCAUUCUCACGUCACGGAGAAUCCGUCGCAAUCGCCGAUUCAAGAUAAAUCAUGCGAAUCAGGAAAUACAACGAUCGUAGCUUUUUGUACACUUUGCGAGAAGGAUUACGUAAGUCAAGAAGCUUUGAAGAAGCAUAUUGUCGAGGAACAUCAAGCAACGAUACCAAAUCCAUUGUCGCAAGUACCACCUCCUCCUCCUCCUGCUAUUGGUUCCAACGUUAUUAAUACGAAUGCUUUGAUCAAUUCUACAUCGAGUACCACGACGAUACCAACGAGCGGCAAUCAAACGCAAACGGAAAAAAAGAUCACCUCGAUGACCCCAACCUCGAGUUAUUGCGAAAUUUGUAACAAAGAAUUGUGUAAUAAAUAUUUCAUGAAGACCCAUAUGCAAAGGAUGCAUGGAAUAGAAAUAGAAAAUGGCGCUCAAAUCGGUGGUGUUAUAUGUAACAUCUGUAACAAGGAACUCUGUAGUAAAUAUUUCUUAAGAGUUCACAAACACAAUACGCAUGGUAUCGUCGACGAAAAUGCUACUAGCUCGUCCUCGGCCAAACAGGAGUCUUACGAUGCCUCGAGCUCCGAGGAUUCGGCUUUGAAGCCGGAACAAUUGGGUGACCUAAGUCAUCGAUAUUUUACACAUUUCACCGAGGUCUGUCCGAUUUGUAGCCGUAGGUUUCGCAGUAUCAAAUGGCUCAAGGCACAUCUGUUGGGAGAUCAUGGAAAAAUCGGUAUCGAUAAGUGGCGCGAUAUGGAACAACAAUAUCAAGCCACAACGAGGAACGCUAAUAGAUCUGGUAAUAAUAAUUCGAAAAAUGUUCAACAAGUUUCGAAUCUUAAAAUACCGAAUGGGUUCGAACUGAGCCAACAAAAUAAGACGACCGAUUUAACCGGUAACAUUGGUAAUCAAGUAUUGUCAAAUUUAUUUGGUUCUACCUCGGACGAUCAACAAAUGAAAAAUUAUCGUUGCAGUUAUUGCAAUUUUUCGACGACAAUUUUACCAUUUUUAUUCCUACACGAGAGAUCCCACGUUAACGCCCAAGAAAGCAUAGACACCGACAAUACUCUCCAAUGUCCAAUAUGUUCUCAAGGAUUCCAUCAGCCUGAACAAUUGCACCAACAUUUGCUAACCAGACAUCAAUUUCCGGCACUGUUAACGCAGUUUCAAACGCCCAUACUUGGAAAUCCAAACAUUGAUCAGGAAAAGAUUAGUAACGAUCCGAAGGACUUGAGAUCGGAGGAAUCGAAGGACGAUAAUGUAAACAGGAAUCAGAUUAAUCCAACGAUGAGUCAGAAUCUUGUCCCCGUUCCCGAACAAAUAAGAAAUCAAAGAAAUCAAGAGGACAAUGCCGUACAGGUGACUCCCCAUGGUGCUUACAAGUGUGCUCAAUGCGGAUACGCGACUACGAAUCUUAACAGAAUUAAAAAACACGUUAGAAAGGAUCAUACUGCGAUCGGUGAUCCAACGGACAGCGUAAUAGCCGAACUUAGCAAAACUUUGAAGGACGUCGCUAAUAGGCACAAAUUGCCAGCCUGUUACGCAAUGCCACAGGAUAUCAACGUCGGUGAUAAAACAAUAAUGCAACCGUUCCUGAUAGACGAACAACAGGAUCCAUCAUUGCAUAACACCGACGAAUCCAAUUCGGAAAAACGAUUUAUGCCAGCUCUCGUUUAUCUACCUGUUAAAUCACGAAUUAGCAGUGCACUGACCGCGUCCUUCACUCUCACACCUGCCUAAGAGGAAAGAAAAAGAAAAAGGAAAAAAGUAUCUGACUCCUUCCUAUCUAACAAAUGUCUAAGAAAGAAAAGAGGAAGAAGGAUGCAAUUAGUUCUCUGCGCCUGCGAUCUGAAGCACGUGGUAUCGGUUCCUAUCUACUACUACUACUACUACUACUACUACUACUACUACUACUACUACUACUACUACCAAGUAAGACGACAUCGAAGAUGUUGAGAUUUUUAUAUCAAAUACUUUUUAAUAAUAGCUCUGAUCUGCCUUUCAUGAAGUUUUUAUAUAGUACAUCCGUUUAUAUUACUCUGUUGUUUUUCUUUUUCUUUUCUCUCUCUCUCUCUCUCUCUCUUUUUUUUGCAUUUCUUUUUUACUUUUUUUCUUUUUCUUUCUCCUUUUUUUUUUUUUAAUAUAUAUAUACAUAGAACAACAUCCUUUCUUUAAUCGAUUCGAUUUCUCGUGAAUAAUCUGUGAUGAUUCGAUAGAUAAAGGAAAAAGAGAAGGAGAAGAGGAGAAAGAGAAGGAAAAGAAGAAGAAAAUAAUAAUAAUAAUAAUAACAAUAAUAACAAUAAUAAUAAUAAUA
Messenger RNA from Vespa velutina, 5811 nucleotides. RefSeq names its product zinc finger protein 423. The record is from RefSeq and is a predicted model, not a curated record. The coding region runs from base 1623 to 5237 and encodes 1204 amino acids. Lineage: Eukaryota; Metazoa; Arthropoda; Insecta; Hymenoptera; Vespidae. The transcript is spliced from 5 exons.